AUGGGGGAACCUAUAAAUUGGGCUGCUUCGGAGCCUCCUAAUCGCUAUGUACUUGCAUUCGGCACUAAUCACUGCUUGGUGGAACAAGACUACGAUCACGAUAUCUACGAAGAAUGUAGUUACAUCGGAAGCAGGACUUUGAUCAAAUGUAAGGCUGUGCGUAAGAAAACGGAUUUGAAAGAGAAUGGAGGAAUAUGUGAACUGCACAAGCCUUUUCAUGAAUCCAUAAAAAGUCGGCUCAGUUGUGAAGAUCGUCGCUUGAUGCAGGACCCCGGACAAGGGAAACCCAAAUAUAAUCCAGUUUUGAAUCAGGAUGGAGUGAUAUGUGAUGAGUAUCCUUGGCUGAUACCUAGCCACAAAUGGGAAUCUCCACUGAUCCGUACCGUCUUUGACGAUGCCCCAGAUGAUGACGCAAUUGCUCCUUUGAGGAAUGCUGGUGUUUUUACCGACAAAGACAUUUUGCGAAUGCGAAAAGCUUUGUUAGAAAGACGUAUUGCCUUGUUGAAACUUCAUGCUGAAAUGAUGACAGAGAGGGCCUGGCGACAAGCAAAUGAGCUUCUUAGCAAAAAUGGGAAAUGUUUGUUUUUUUGCAGUUAUUUGUCGUAA
Messenger RNA from Strongylus vulgaris, 606 nucleotides. NCBI's taxonomy places the organism in Eukaryota, Metazoa, Nematoda, Chromadorea, Rhabditida, Strongylidae. The record is from the annotation of a GenBank genome assembly.